Messenger RNA from Chironomus riparius, 1203 nucleotides. The record is from the annotation of a GenBank genome assembly. Lineage: Eukaryota; Metazoa; Arthropoda; Insecta; Diptera; Chironomidae.
GCAAUUCAUUUGUGCACUUGCAAGUCAUGCUGGCGCAAAUAGUAAAAUUUCUCUUACUUCUCUCAACUGUGCAGCUUUUGGAUGCGACAUGCAGUCCAUCAACGCAGCUGCUCAACGACUUGACAUUCCAGCUUAGUGGAUCAAGCCUUGAGUGGCCGUGUCAGUCAACAAAGAACAUUUAUGUCCAAUCAGGUCGCUACACACCUAAAAAUAUCAUCAUGACUAGAUCGCAGAUCCACCGAGAUGAAGCUUUUGUGACACUACCGCGACUCAAGCCUGGAGUUCCAUUUACACUCGGUAAAAUUUCAAUGAGACGUGGACAGUGUCAGACAUCAGUGACUCCAUAUCCAUGUUGGAGUUUACAGGAAGAAGGAAAUUGUCAGGCAUUGCAAUCAGCUGUCGACUUGUUCUUAGAUGGAAAUGACAUUUUGUGGGUAUUGGAUGUUGGACUUGUUCAUACAUUGGAUCAACCAGUCAGAAGAUGUCCACCAAAAGUUGUUGGAAUCAAUGUCAGAACUGGACGUGUUGUACAGAACAUCGACUUGAGUAGUGUCAUUGUUGGUAAUUCGAGGCUGCAGCACUUAGUUGUCGAGUACGAUGAGGCUGGAAAUGCUUUCAUCUACAUUGCCGAUGCAGGAAGCCGCGCUAUCCUUGUCUGGGACGUAAGCAACAACCGAUCAUUCCGUGUCGUUCUUCCAAAUGCUUGUGCUGGAGUUCAAGGAGGUUCUGAUGUUCUCUACAUCCUCUUGGUCCAAAAAUCAUGCGGAAAAUACAUUUACUUCACUUACCUCAAGUCCACUCGUCUGUUCUCAAUCAAGACAGAACAUUUAAGAAAAGGAGUUGGUUCCAGUGCCGUUGUUGAUAUUGGACCAAAGCCACAUAGUCUUCAAAUUGUUCUUCUUGGAACUGACAAUAAGUCUGGAGUCUUUAUGAGAUACAAAGGACAAUCUGACAUCUACAUGUGGGAUGCUGAGACGUGCUUUAAAGCAUCAAACUUUAUUGAAGUACAGCGAGGCAGUGAUUGUCGAUUAGCAACUCAGGUUAUGCCUGGAUAUCGACGUCAUAUGUGGACUAUUGAGAGCAACUUCCAGGAUUAUAUUUCAGAGAGUCUUGGAUGUGUUGGAGCUUCGAUUGUUAUUCAUCCUGUUUUUAAGAAUGAUUAGGAGCUGUUGGGGAGUUGUUGAGGAGGUUUUGGAAGUGCUG